AGACUCUGUCGACUACGUCGGAAAGGGUAGCUAAAUACCUUUGAGAUUUGCAGAGUCACUCUUUGGCUAACCAUGAGGAAAAAGAAGAGCUUCUUCAGGAAGCCUGUGGUCAUCAAGAAUCAGAAGCAGCAACAGCAGCCAUCUGUGGAUCCUAUUACGGGAAAGAAGAUCCCUAAGAGUUUUGUGUUUUCAAGAGGGAAGUUGCCUGGUCCUCUCAGGCAACUUCAGAUGGACCUGAGAAAGUUGAUGCUGCCUUAUACCGCUCUCAACCUCAAGGAAAAGAAACGAAAUAAUCUGAAAGACUUUCUGAAUGUUGCUGGGCCUAUGGGUGUUACACAUUUCCUGAUACUCUCGAAAACUGCCACUGCACCUUAUUUGAGGGUUGCAACGACCCCUCAAGGACCUACUCUUACUUUUAAAAUAAACGAAUACUCAUUGGCAGCUGACAUUGCUCAGUCUCAGUUGCAUCCUCGGUGCCCUAAAGAUCUUUUCAAAAAUUCAGCUUUGAUUGUGCUUUCUGGUUUCGUGAGUGGAGACCUUCCUCUACAGCUUACAACUAACAUGUUUCAGAACAUAUUCCCAACAAUUGAUGUUAAAACUGUUAAACUCUCCUCUUGCCAGAGAAUUGUGCUGCUUAAUUACAACAAAGACACAAAGCUCAUUGAUUUUCGGCAUUAUUCCAUAAGAUUGCAACCUGUAGGUGUUUCCCGUAAAAUAAGAAAAUUUGUGCAAAACCAUCAAGUCCCUGAUUUAAGGAAUCUUCAUGACGUGAGUGAUUUUAUCACAAAGGCUGGCUAUGGAUCAGAGAGUGAAGCAGACGAUGAAGCAGCAACAGUGACUUUGGCAAGUGAUCUUGGUAGAGUUAAUCGUGCUUCUACAAAAAGUGCUGUGAAGCUCCAAGAGGUCGGGCCCAGGAUGACACUUAAGCUAAUCAAGGUUGAGAAAGGGCUGUGUUCGGGGGAAGUCCUCUUCAGUGAAUAUGGAAACGAAGGUGGCAGAGGAAAACAUGAUGACAAGACACAAGAGAAUCAAGAUAGAGAAGAAUCCGAAGAUAGUGAGGGUGAGGAUGAAGGCGGAAAUGGAGAAGAUUCGGAGGACAUUGAAGAUGAAGAUGGAAAUGGAGAAGAUUCGGAAGACAUGGAAGACGAGUAGCAUUAAAUGAACGGUGUUGUAUAUUGAGAAAUGGAGUGUUUUAUGUAAAAGAUGUUGGGUAUUUGUGUGAGCGGCAUCAUUACUAUACAGAAGUUGCUACCAGAAAAUUUUUCAUUGAGCAUUCUGGUUCCUCAGAGCUCAAGGACAGGUACCGGCCUUCAGAACAGAACAGAUCCUGUUCGGGUAAGGUCGUGAGCGUUCUGGUUCUUUAAGAUCUAUGAAGAUCAUAACUAUACAGAAGUUGCUACCAGAAGAUUUUUCAUCGAGCAUUCUGGUUCCUUAAGAUUUAUGAAGAUCACAAGAACACCAGGGAUAAAAUUAUAACCAUGAUUAGUUCUUUACUUUGAGAACCAUCCCAUCGUCUGCAUUAAUGAUUUCGCAUGACGGAGCUUAAUUUCAAAAGGGCAUAUCUUUACUGAUGGGGUAUAUCUUUACUGAUGUACUAACAUAAGUGGAUAAUUUGAAAUGUGUGUGUGUGUGUAUAGAUGGAAAAAAAUUAUAUGAGAAGAAUUAUUUC
Molecule: messenger RNA, 1669 nt
Organism: Neltuma alba
Lineage: Eukaryota; Viridiplantae; Streptophyta; Magnoliopsida; Fabales; Fabaceae
Product: peter Pan-like protein
Exons: 7
Coding region: 73-1152 (359 amino acids)
Biological process (GO): ribosomal large subunit assembly; rRNA processing
Cellular component (GO): preribosome, large subunit precursor
Molecular function (GO): rRNA binding
Source: RefSeq, a predicted model, not a curated record